Molecule: messenger RNA, 28850 nt
Organism: Coregonus sp. 'balchen'
Lineage: Eukaryota; Metazoa; Chordata; Actinopteri; Salmoniformes; Salmonidae
Source: the annotation of a GenBank genome assembly
GUGCAGCACAUAAAACGUCGGGACAUCAUUCUGAAGCGGGAGCUGGGAGAAGGGGCCUUUGGGAAGGUGUUCCUGGCAGAGUGCUAUAACCUCAGCCCCACCAAGGACAAGAUGCUGGUGGCUGUCAAGGUAAGAGAUGAUCUCUCAGUUACACAGGGCCACCUCACUUUCCAGUUACAGCAGACCCCUCACAGAGGUCAGGGCCCCUCAGCGCUCAGUGUCUGAACUGUAUUAACUUGAUCCUUGAACGUCUCUUGGGGCCACCACACCUGCCAUGGGCAGGUGCCUCAACAAGAAGGAUUUGGAAACUUGGAUCGAUAAAAAUGUGUUUUUUUGCUGUAGUGUAGAUCGAUAAUCAUACUAAUGAUCAUUGAGGUCACUAUGAGUACCAUGUUGGUUGUCUCAUAUCAGACUGAGUGUAUGAGGCUCCAAUAUGAGGUGACAGUGCCCCAGUAUCUGUGCGUUAGAGAUGUCGAUGAUGAGUAUGACGUGUCUCCUCUCUAACGCACAGGCAGCUCAGAUUCAAACUCCCAUUAGACAGCUCUGCAAGUGUUAUGAUGUCAAAAUAUGUUUGUUACUCGCCAAAUAUGGAGAUUCGCUGAGCAACUAUCUUAAUUUACUCCCUAGCAACCGGAAAAAAAUCAUAUUCGGCACCUCCGAUAUAAAUCACUCAUUACUGCCACGCUCAGAUCGGAAGUCUACAACAGCUCAGUACAUUUGAGGUGCCGAAGAGGCAUUUUGUAUUUAGACCUUUUUUGGAUACUGGGGCAGGGUGACUGCAGCAGCUGACUAAUAGGUGAGAACAUUUCCCCCUGGAAGUCACGUUCAUAGCUAUAUACCUCAUUAGCAGGUUCACUUAACACAAUAUUAAACAUGUUUUACAUGCUGUACAGGUCAUUAUGGCUGACUUCAAUAUCAACUUUUGUGUCAAGAUUUUUUGUGUCACUUUUAGCUAAAGCUUCACUGUUGGAAUUAAGCUCAAUGGUGCUCAAUAUGAAAUAAAAGGCUAAUGAACUGUAGCAUUAACUGUAUAACAGACUGGUAGCUGGAACAAACAACUAUGAGCAUUAUGUACAACUGGUGGGCAUUAACCAUCUGGGUUCGCCUCUUCACUAACACACACACACACACACACACACACACAUACACACACACACACACACACACACACACACACACACACACACACACACACACACACACACACACACACACACACUAGUGCUGAGCAAUUAACCAAAAUAUAUGUUAAAAAAAUUAUAAUAAUCCUCUGAGCCAAGGAUAUUGAUCAAAUGAAUGGCGUUUUGUCAGGGUCCUUUAUAAAUAUGACUUAUUCAGUGAUUCCCUUAGCUUUAAAAAUAAAUAAAUGUGGCUGUCAUGGGAGGCAUGUUAAAAUAUAGCUGCUUGUUAGUGAGGCUUAAGGGUGAUCAUAGAUCUCCUGAUCCUAAAUAGGUCUCAGUGGGUUUGAUGGCAGCAGUAAGAUCUGUCAUUCAACCAGGGCCAUAUGGUGUACCUUGUUACAAUGGUACACAGAGAGAAUGGAGGCGUUGAAUGUUCAGCGAUCAAUAUUUAUGUGACUUUAGAGGACUGCUCCUGGAUUGCAGUUGGGGCAUAAUUGAGGUGGUAGCCACCAAACAGCUUGUUUACCUAUUAUGUUUGUUCACACAUUUACAACCCAUUAUUACAAGGGUAUAGAUUUUCACAGCUUCAAGGUUAAUCAGGUCUAUUGGGAUUGUGUUUUAUCAGCCCUAGUUGAUGCAGACACCUGUUUAUAACAACAUCCAUUUUAAAGGCCCAGUGCAGUCAAACUAGAUUUUCCUGUGUAUUAUAUAUAUUUACACCCUAUGAGAUUGGAAUAAUACUGUGACAUUGUGAAAAUUAUGAUAAUGCCCUUUUAGUGUUAUUUGAAAAGAUCUGCAAAAAUGUCAGCCUGUUUUGGUGGGAUGGAGUAACAUCACCAGGCGGUAAAUUAGUUAAUAGACCAUUAAGAAAGAGAGUUCCAAACCUCUCUGGCAAUAACAUCUAGUUUUCAGUUUUCCCCUCCCCACUCAGACCACUCCCAGACAGAACUAGCAAAAUUCUUGCUUGAGAAAUUGCUCUUUGCUAAGAAGCUGUUUUUGUUUCUUUUUGACCAUUUUAAUUGAAAACAAUCUGCCAAGUGCACUGUUGACACUUUUAGGGAUGCUUUUUCAAGAUUUCUUGAACUCGCUUUGAUACUUAAAAGAGAAUUAGCCUAGAUUUGAUACAAUAACAGAGAUCAUAUACUGUAACUAGAUGUGUCUACGGUGCUGCUUAUAACUAGUAUGUAACACUGAUAAUAUAUCUUAAAGGUUUUACAAUUAGACUGAAGAACUGGAGGAUUAUGGUUGAGAAACAGAACAUUACAGAAACCGUUUGUAAUCUGAAGGAGAGCAGUUUCAAUAGUUCAGCAUCUGUAUCAUUGACCAACGGGGUGAAACUAACUAAUUAAAUAUCAACCUCAAGAUAGCCGUAACUAAAUAAUGGUAAACUGAUAUUGCUUGAAUUAUGUUGAGGUCAAUACAAUCUCAAGAGACAUAGGCUAUAUUUCAAUAAAAACCACACCACUGCUCUGUCUAUAUGAUUCCCAGAAACUAGAAAGACAAGCUUCUCAAAAAAUCCCUAAUAAAAUGAACUUCUCAACCCCAAACAUUGCUUUGGGUUUGCUUAUUCAUCUAUAGACCUAUGAAUGGCAGCUCACAAAGUUGACUGGAAUCGACUCAGUAUUGUGGACAAUAGGAGAAAGCAAGGUGAAUACUGUGGAGGUGGUGUGGCUGGUGUGGGCCUGCAUAAUGUGAAUGGUUGGUUGUGAGGGAGGGUGGCAGAGAGAGUCUUCCUUUCACAGCGAGGUGAAACCCAUAUGUAGAUAGCAGCUGUGUUGGCUGUCAAGAGGAGGAACCAGGUCAAAACAAUCACAGUAAUGUACUAUUAAUAUUGAGAUCAAAAUGGGUGUAUUGGACCAUUUUAAGUUGUUAGUGCAAAAAGAGAUACAGUAUUCUCAUAAAAUAUAUUUUUUCCAGUUAAAAUCAUCACAAGAUAUUGGUAGCUGGUCACAUAACAUCACUGUGUCAAAUCCAUCCUGAAACACAGUGGGUCAUACUGUCACAAUCUCCUUGAAAUGAGAAGUGACUGUCAGUAAUUGUUGCGCUUAAUUUAUUACAUUUCAUGUAAAGAUUACGAUUGUAACCUCGGGUUCAAAUGCAAAUUUCACCUCUAACAUGACACUGGUUGAGGAUAUUAAAGUUCAAAGGUCAUACAAAGGUACCUAGAUCAGCUGCUGGAGGAGGGGUCACACUAUGAUGGUUGGAGACAAGUGGCACAUUCAUCACUAUUUCCCUCUUGUCACCAUCACUCUUCAUCAAGGCGCUCAUCCAUGGAAUGAUGUUAGCCAUGAUAGUGUGGAGGGAGCCACAGUGCAGAGGCAGGGGAAAGAGGCCAACCUUACAGAGACAGACUGCAGCUGGAGAAAUCAGGCUGUCUGUGAGGGAUGUUAGAUCAUCUCCCAAAAUGUUCUACUCCACAGAUGCUUUGAUUAUGAAUAAUGGAGGCAACACUGAGCUGGCUUUCUUUUGACUUGCUUUUUCUUUCUUCCUUUUCUUCACAUCCCCAGUCACCAGAGUGGAUCCUAUUGAAAUAGAUGCUGUACAAAUAUACAGGCGUGUAUGCUGUUGUUUUUUAACAUUGUAGGUUGUAUUUCAUGUUAGGUAAGAUUGCAACGUAAGCGCCACAGCAACAUAGCUACUUAUAUUUCAUCUUAUGUUAUAUAUAGGUUAUAAUGGAAUGUCAGAAUAUAUAUGUGUAGGUCUACAAUUCUAGGACACUACCAGUAAAGCUGUUUUGUCUGUGUGUCGGCUCUCUAGUAUGUCCUGUAUAUUCAGGUGGACUCUGAGGACACAGCACUCUACUGCAGCACAGGGGUCAUAAGCAUCCGGGAGGAUGGGGAUGGAUGCCUUGCCAUCUGUCCAUGGGCACUGCCAUCCAUUCUAAUUCCCCUCUGCAUUUGUGAUAUAAGGGAAUAUCUAUAUGUGGAAUAUCUACCCACAUGUACAUAUUACCUCAACUACCUCAACUAGCCAGGUGCCCCCGCACAUUGACUCUGCACCGGUACCCCCCUGUAUAUAGCCUCCCUACUGUUAUUUUAUUUUACUUCUUCUCUUUUUUUUUCUCAACACUUUUUGUUGUUGUUGUUUUAUUUUACUUUUUUAUUAAGAAAUAAAUGCAUUGUUUGUUAAGGGCUGUAAGUAAGCAUUUCACGGUAAUGUUUACACCUGUUGUAUUCGGCGCAUGUGGCAAAUAAAAUUUGAUUUGAUUUGAAUUCAAAAUUGUAUAAAACAUUAGCAAAACCUUGUGAUCAACCUUGUGAUCAAUGAUAUCUAUCAUUGUUGAAUCAUAUAUCGCCUAUAUACAGUAUAUUGCCUAUAUAUAACUAUCUGUCAAAUAAUUUCAUACAGUAAGGCAAUGUUAAUUAUAUGCAAUUAAUAGUGUGUUAAGAAUGCUAUGAAUUAUUAUGUUUUAGCUGUGGUGUUGUUGUUGCGGACUUUACAUAAGUGGAGGAUUGUAUCGUCAACAUCUCCGGAAAAAAGUAAUUUUAGUUCCGAACAUUAGUUUUAGCUACAAAAUAAAUAAAACAUUUUAUGGAAAAGCACCCAGGAGUUACUGCUUGGCAGUCGUCCCAGAUGCAAUAAGGAGCUAAUCCUACCUUUUACAGUUGGUGGAUCAGAGGGAGACAAGACAUUGAGUGUAAAUGCCAACUAUUUCAUAGGUGGGAAUUUAGGAAGGGGGUUUAUUUCCAGCCGAUAAGCUUGUCGAUAAUGAUACCAUAACUCUGAGCCAAUAUGGUAGGCAACCACAACGUCUAGAUCUGGUGAGGCACGCACAUCUCUUAUCACAGCUCUAUAAUGAAAUGUCAGACUGUGUAUAUGGGACACAUAAUGAAGUAAAUAACUAAAUGAUCUGCUUCUGUAAAUCUAUGAGGUUUGCCGGGUCAUUGUGACAACCUGUCAGAGAAAUGUUUAUUUCAUGUUCUGCUCCUCAAAUGGGAAGAUUACAAUGCUUUACCUCCCCUGCUCCAUUUAUUACCCUGUCUCUGUUCUGUUCGCACCAGCCAGGUUAUUGUGUGUGUGUGUGUGUGUGUGUGUGUGUGUGUGUGUGUGUGUGUGUGUGUGUGUGUGGACGUGUUUAACUAUUCUUGUGGGGACCAGUUGUCCCCACAAGAAUAGUAAACAAACAAACAUUUGACCAGCUGGGGACAUUUUGUUAGUCCCCACGAGGUCAGAUGCUAUUUCUAGGUGGUUUAGGGUUAAGGUUAGAAUUAGUGUUAAGGUUAGAAUUAUGCUAAGGGUAAAGGUUAGGAGCUAGGGUUAGUUUUAAAGUUAGGAGCUAUGUUUAGGUUUAGGGUUAAGGUUAGGUUUUUGGGUUAGGGUUAGCGUAAGAGUACGGGUUAGGGUUAGGGUUGGGUUAGGGGUUAGGGAAAAUAGGAUUUUGAAUGGGACUGAAUUGUGUGUUUCCACAAGGUUAGCUAUACAAGACUGUGUGUGUGUGUGUGUGUGUGUGUGUGUGUUUGGAUGUUAGUGUUUAUCUACGGUUCAUUGUUAGGAAGCCCAAUUAUUAAUUUCUUUCUUCAGUUUCUUUGAGAAAUAUAACUAAUCUCCCAGUUAUCAAAUAUUUUCCAUUAAUUUAGGAGAUAAAUAAAAUGAAAUCAAAGUUUAUUGGUCUUGUAGACAGAUUUGUAGGUGUUAUCGCAGGUGCAGCGAAAUGCUUAUGUUUCUAGCUUCAACAGUGCAGUAAUAUCUAGCAAAACAAUACACACAUAAUCCCCCACCUCCCCAAAAAAUAGAAAUUAAGAAAUAUCAGAAGGAGCAAUAUCAGAAGGAGCAAUGUCAGAGUCCGGAAUAUAUACAGUUGAAGUCGGAAGUUUACAUACACCUUAGCCAAAUACAUUUAAACUCAGUUUUUCACAAUUCCUGACAUUUAAUCCUAGUAACCAUUCCCUGUUUUAGGUCAGUUAGGAUCACCACUUUAUUUUAAGAAUGUGAAAUGUCAGAAUAAUAGUAGAGAGAAUGAUUUAUUUAAGCUUUUAUUUCUUUCAUCACAUUCCCAGUGGGUCAGAAGUUUACAUACACUCAACUAGUUUUUGGUAGCAUUGCCUUUAAAUUGUUUAACUUGGGUCAAACGUUUCGGGUAGCCUUCCACAAGCUUCCCACAAUAAGUUGGGUGAAUUUUGGCCCAUUCCUCCUGACAGAGCUGGUGUAAAUGAGUCAGGUUUGUAGGCCUCCUUGCUCGCACACGCUUUCCCACACAUUUUCUAUAGGAUUGAGGUCAGAGCUUUGUGAUGGCCACUCCAAUACCUUGACUUUGUUGUCUUUAAGACAUUUUGCCACUACUUUGGAAGUAUGCUUGGGGUCAUUGACCCAUUUGCGACCAAGCUUUAACUAGGUCUGGCCAUGACCUAAGUGGCCGCAGCAAACUCAUUGUGAUAAUUUUUCCAUUUACAGUUGAAGUCGGAAGUUUACAUACACCUUAGCCAAAUACAUAAAAACAUUCCAUGUCUUAGGUCAGUUAGGAUCACCACUUAAGGACUUUGUUGUCCUUAAGCCAUUUUGCCACAACUUUGGAAGUAUGCUUGGGGUCGUUGUCCAUUUGGAAGACCUAUUUGAGACCAAGCUUUAACUUCCUGACUGAUGUCUUGAGAUGUUGCUUCAAUAUAUCCACAUAAUUUUCCUUCCUCAUGAUGCCAUCUAUUUUGUGAAGUGCACCAGUCCCUCCUGCAGCAAAGCACCCCCACAGCAUGAUGCUGCCACCCCCGUGCUUCACGUUUGGGAUGGUAUCUCCCGAGUGGCGCAGUGGUCUAAGGCACUAGAGAUCCUGGUUUGAAUCCAGGCUCUGUCGUAGGAAUCCAGAUUCCAGGCUCAACCGGGAGACCCAUGGGCCGGCGCACAAUUGGCCCAGUGUCGUCCAGGGUAGGGGAGGGAAUGGCCGGCAGGGAUGUAGCUCAGUUGGUAGAGCAUGGUGUUGCAACGGCAGGGUUGUGGGUUCGAUUCCCACGGGGGGCCAGUAUGAAAAAUUAUAAAAUAAUGUAUGCACACACUAACUGUAAGUUGCUCUGGAUAAGAGCGUCUGCUAAAUGACUAAAAUGUAAUGUAAAUGUAAUGUAAAAUGUGUUCUUCAGCUUGCAAGCAACCCCCUUUUUCCUCCAAACAUAACGACGGUCAGUAUGGCCAAACAGUUUUAUUUUUGUUUCAUCAGACCAGAGGACAUUUCUCCAAAAAGUAUGAUCUUUGUCCCCAUGUGCAGUUGCAAACCGUCGUCUGGCUUUUUUAUGGCGGUUUUGGAGCAGUGGCUUCUUCCUUGCUGAGCGGCCUUUCAGGUUAUGUCGAUAUAGGACUCGUUUUACUGUGGAUAUAGAUACUUUUGCACCUGUUUCCUGUAGCAUCUUCACAAGGUCCUUUGCUGUUGUUCUGGGAUUGAUUUGCACUUUUCGCACCAAAGUACGUUCAUCUCUAGGAGACAGAACGCGUCUCCUUCCUGAGCGGUAUGAUGGCUGCGUGGUCCCAUGGUGUUUAUACUUGCGUACUAUUAUUUGUACAGAUGAACGUGGUACCUUCAGGCGUUUGGAAAUUGCUCCCAAGGAUGAACCAGACUUGUGUAGGUCUACAAAUUUUUUUCUGAGGUCUUGGCUGAUUUAUUUUGAUUUUCCCAUAAUGUCAAGCAAAGAGACACUGAGUUUGAAACUAGGCCUUGAAAUACAUCCACAGGCCACUCCAAUACCUCUCCCGAGUGGUGCAGUGGUCUAAGGCACUGCAUCGCAGUGCUAGCUGUGCCACUAGAGAUCCUGGUUCAAACCCAGGCUCUGUCGUAGCCGGCCACGACCGGGAGACCCAUGGGGCGGCGCACAAGUCGUCCAGGGUAGGGGAGGGAAUGGCCGGCAGGGAUGUAGAGCAUGGCGUUUGCAACGCCAGGGUUGUGGGUUCGAUUCCCACGGGGGGCCAGUAUGAGAAAAAAAAAACAUUAAAAAAAAAAAAAAACAUUAAAAAAAGAUAAGAGCGUCUGCUAAAUGACUAAAAUGUAAUGUACACCUCAAAUUAUGUCAAUUAGCUGGAAUUUUCCAAGCUGUUUAAAAGCACAGUCAACUUAGUGUAUGUAAACUUCUGACCCACUGGAAUUGUGAUACAGUGAAUUAUAAGUGAAAUAAUCUGUCUGUAAACAAUUGUUGGAAAAAUUACUUGUGUCAUGCACAAAGUAGAUGUCCUAACCAACUUGCCAAAACUAUAUUUUGUUAACAAGAAAAUGAAAAGUUUUAAUGACUCCAACCUAAGUGUAUGUAAACCUCAGACUCAACUGUAUAUACACUGCUCAAAAAAAUAAAGGGAACACUUAAACAACACAAUGUAACUCCAAGUCAAUCACACUUCUGUGAAAUCAAACUGUCCACUUAGGAAGCAACACUGAUUGACAAUACAUUUCACAUGCUGUUGUGCAAAUGGAAUAGACAACUUGUGGAAAUUAUAGGCAAUUAGCAAGACACCCCCAAUAAAGGACUGGUUUUGCAGGUGGUGACCACAGACCACUUCUCAGUUCCUAUGCUUCCUGGCUGAUGUUUUGGUCACUUUUGAAUGCUGGCGGUGCUUUCACUCUAGUGGUAGCAUGAGACGGAGUCUACAACCCACACAAGUGGCUCAGGUAGUGCAGCUCAUCCAGGAUGGCACAUCAAUGCGAGCUGUGGCAAGAAGGUUUGCUGUGUCUGUCAGCGUAGUGUCCAGAGCAUGGAGGCGCUACCAGGAGACAGGCCAGUACAUCAGGAGACAUGGAGGAGGCCGUAGGAGGGCAACAACCCAGCAGCAGGACUGCUACCUCCGCCUUUGUGCAAGGAGGAGCAGGAUGAGCACUGCCAGAGCCCUGCAAAAUGACCUCCAGCAGGCCACAAAUGUGCAUGUGUCCGCUCAAACGGUCAGAAACAGACUCCAUGAGGGUGGUAUGAGAGCCCGACGUCCACAGGUGGGGGUUGUGCUUACAGCCCAACACCGUGCAGGACAUUUGGCAUUUGCCAGAGAACACCAAGAUUGGCAAAUUCGCCACUGGCGCCCUGUGCUCUUCACAGUUGAAAGCAGGUUCACACUGAGCACGUGACAGACGUGACAGAGUCUGGAGACGCCGUGGAGAAUGUUCUGCUGCCUGCAACAUCCUCCAGCAUGACCGGUUUGGCGGUGGGUCAGUCAUGGUGUGGGGUGGCAUUUCUUUGGGGGGGCCGCACAGCCCUCCAUGUGCUCGCCAGAGGUAGCCUGACUGCCAUUAGGUACCGAGAUGAGAUCCUCAGAUCCCUUGUGAGACCAUAUGCUGGUGCGGUUGGUCCUGGGUUCCUCCUAAUGCAAGACAAUGCUGGACUUCAUGUGGCUGGAGUGUGUCAGCAGUUCCUGCAAGAGGAAGGCAUUGAUGCUAUGGACUGGCCUGCCCGUUCCCCAGACCUGAAUCCAAUUGAGCACAUCUGGGACAUCAUGUCUCGCUCCAUCCACCAACGCCACGUUGCACCACAGACAGUCCAGGAGUUGGUGGAUGCUUUAGUCCAGGUCUGGGAGGCGAUCCCUCAGGAGACCAUCCGCCACCUCAUCAGGAGCAUGCCCAGGCGUUUUAGGGAGGUCAUACAGGCACAUGGAGGCCACACGCACUACUGAGCCUCAUUUUGACUUGUUUUAAGGACAUUACAUCAAAGUUGGAUCAGCCUGUAGUGUGGUUUUCCACUUUAAUUUUGAGGGUGACUCCAAAUCCAGACCUCCAUUGCUUGAUACAUUUGAUUUCCAUUGAUUAUUUUUGUGUGAUUUUGUUGUCAGCACAUUCAACUAUGUAAAGAAAAAAGUAUUUAAUAAGAUUAUUUCAUUCAUUCAGAUCUAGGAUGUGUUAUUUUAGUGUUCCCUUUAUUUUUUUGAGCAGUGUAUAUAUAUAUAUAUAUAUAUAUAUAUAUAUAUAUAUAUAUACAGUGGGGAGGACAAGUAUUUGAUACACUGCCGAUUUUGCAGGUUUUCCUACUUACAAAGCAUGUAGAGGUCUGUCAUUUUUAUCAUAGGUAGACUUCAACUGUGAGAGACGGAAUCUAAAACAAAAAUCCAGAAAAUCACAUUGUAUGUUUUUAAGUAAUUAAUUUGCAUUUUAUUGCAUGACAUAAGUAUUUGAUACAUCAGAAAAGCAUAACUUAAUAUUUGGUACAGAAACCUUUUUUUGCAAUUACAGAGAUCAUACGUUUCCUGUAGGUCUUGACCAGGUUUGCACACACUGCAGCAGGGAUUUUGGCCCAUUCCUCCAUACAGACCUUCUCCAGAUCCUUCAGGUUUCGGGGCUGUCGCUGGGCAAUACGGACUUUCAGCUCCCUCCAAAGAUUUUCUAUUGGGUUCAGGUCUGGAGACUGGCUAGGCCACUCCAGGACCUUGAGAUGCUUCUUACGGAGCCACUCCUUAGUUGCCCUGGCUGUGUGUUUCGGGUCGUUGUCAUGCUGGAAGACCCAGCCACGACCCAUCUUCAAUGCUCUUACUGAGGGAAGGAGAUUGUUGGCCAAGAUCUCGCAACACAUGGCCCCAUCCAUCCUCCCCUCAAUACGGUGCAGUCGUCCUGUCCCCUUUGCAGAAAAGGUGCAGUCGUCCCCAAGAACACAGUGGCCUCCAUCAGUCUUAAAUGGAAGAAGUUUGGAACCACCAAUACUCUUCCUAGAGCUGGCUGCCUGGCCAAACUGAGCAAUCGGGGGAGAAGGGCCUUGGUCAGGGAGGUGACCAAGAACCCAAUGGUCACUCUGACAGAGCUCUAGAUUUCCUCUGUGGAGAUGGGAGAACCUUCCAGAAGGACAACCAUCUCUCCACCAAUCAGGCCUUUAUGGUAGAGUGGCCAGACGGAAGCCACUCCUCAGUAAAAGGCACAUGACAUCCCGCUUGGAGUUUGCCAGAAGGCAUCUAAAGACUCUCAGACCAUGAGAAACAAGAUUAUCUGGUCUAAUGAAACCAAUAAUGAACUCUUUGGCCUGAAUGCCAAGCGUCACUUCUGGAGGAAACCUUGCACCAUCCCUACGGUGAAGCAUGGUGAAGGCAACAUCAUGCUGUGUGGAUGUUUUUCAGCAGCAGGGACUGGGAGACUAGUCAGGAUCGAGGAAAAGAUUAAUGGAGCAAAGUACAGAGAGAUCCUUGAUGAAAACCAGCUCCAGAGCGCUCCGGACCUCAGACUGAGGCGAAGGUUCACCUUCCAACAGGACAACGACCCUAAGCACACAGCCAAGACAACGCAGGAGUGGCUUCAGGACAAGUCUCUGAAUGUCCUUGAGUGGCCCAGCCAGAGCCCGGACUUGAACCUGAUCGAACAUCUCUGGAGAGACCUGAAAAUAGCUGUGCAGCAACGCUCCCCAUCCAACCUGACAGAGCUUGAGAGGAUCUGCAGAGAAGAAUGGGAGAAACCCCCCAAAUACAGGUGUGCCAAGCUUGUAGCGUCAUACCCAAGAAGACUCUAGGCUGUAAUCGCUGCCAAAGGUGCUUCAACAAAGUACUGAGUAAAUGGUCUGCAAAUGUGAUAUUUCUUUUAAUAAAUUAGCUAAAAUGUCUAAAAACCUGUUUUUGCUUUGUCAUUAUGGAGUAUUGUGUGUAGAUUGAUGAGGGAAAAAAUACAAUUCAAUCAGUUUUAGAAUAAGGUUGUAACCUAACAAAAUGUGGAAAAAGUCAAGGGGUCUGAAUAAUUUCCGAAUGCACUGUAUGUACAUAGGGCACUAGCAGUCUCUAAAGUGCAGGGUAGAAUACCGGAUGGUAGCCGGCUAGUGACAAUGUCUAAGGUCACUUUUCCUCUCUAUAUCCACAGUCUAAUAAUGUUGUUGUAACAGUAUCAUACUUUGCUAAGCAGUUAAAAUAAACCCUUGUACUCCUCAGACCCUGAAGGACUCCACCCUUGUAUUUUCUCAGACGCUGAAAGACCCCACCCUUGCAGCGAGAAAAGAUUUCCAGAGGGAGGCGGAACUAUUGACCAACCUGCAGCACGAGCACAUUGUCAAGUUCUACGGUGUGUGUGUGGAUGGAGACCCCCUUAUCAUGGUCUUUGAGUACAUGAAGCACGGAGACCUCAAUAAGUUCCUCAGGUAAGCUGUGUAAACUAAAUGCACAAUAAGAUGCACAAUAAUAUGUGCUCAACUCUUACUAAGUUCAGUAAAUUAGUAUUUGGGUGCUGUAGCCCAGGAGUAAUACAAGCUGCCAACUGAGAAAUACUUUUCUGGUGUGUGUUGGUGGAAGUUAAAGUUUACUCAGCUGAAUAAAGCAGCGAAUUGUGUAGGAAAAGUAAGACGUGCUCAACUCUUGCUCAGUUCUGUCUUUGGGUGCUGUAGCCCAGGAGUACAAGCUGUCAACUGAGAAACAGACUUUUCUGAUAUGUGCUGUUGGAAUUGCUAAGUUUACUCAGUUGAAUAAAGCAGAGACGUGUGGGAUAAGCAAGACGUGCUCAACUCUUAUGUCUAUAAAUGUGUCUUUGGUGUAGCCUAUGAGUUAUAAAAGCUGUCAACUGAGAAACAUACUUUAUAUAUCUAAAAUGUAAAAUGUAAAUAUAUGUGUUUUUGGAAUUGUGGAAUUUACUCAGCUUAAUUGAGACGUGUGUGGAAGCAUCUCCCCCUGUUUACCAACCACACAAUGUCUGUAGACUCAACAAUUAAUGGCAGGCUGACUGCACCCCACUAAUGAUUUACUGGUCCACAGUACGCUAACCUGAAUAAUUAUCCUCAGUAUUAGAGUUAACGUCAUACAAUAAAUCCUUUGGCCAGCAAUAUAAUAGAUGUGAUCAUUUCCAAAGAUGAAACCAGUUCCUGUCUAUUUCCUAAUAAGUUCUAAAUGUAGUGUAGUAGAUCGGCCACAACCCUGCAGUUUCACUGCAAGCAUCAGGCUGUGAUUGAUGGAUUGCUUCCCCUCAGAGGAAUGUUGUAGCGUACAAGAAACAGGAGGGGUAAUAAAAUGUUUGUGUUGUUUUCCACUAGACCUGUCACCCAGUACCAGCAGCAGCGACUUCCUAUUCGCUACACUGUAGAUUAAGUAGAGAUAACCUGUUUGUGUAAAACCACAAAACGCUGUGUGUAAUGGCAGUCUGCUGACUGAGCCUCCACGGACUAGGGAAACUGUGACUCAGAAUUCAAAUGAGAUGGCUGAUCUCCUUUUUGAUUGGAUGUUAUUGAGCCCCUGGAUGCUUGGCAGUGGCAGGGAACAGUGGUGCUCAAUAGCAGAGGCAGAGCAGGCAGACGUCUAUUGCUUGCUGAUGGCUUUAUAGAUGCAAAUGUCAUGACAGUUAUAGCAUAUCUAUUCAAUUGUUCUGCAUUCAUUCAUACAGAGGAGCUCUUGUUGGUUUUGCACAUAGAGGCCCUGGUACAGUAAUGAUAUGGCCCAUGUUCCUGUUUCAAUUAAAGGUUGAAUGUAAAACACCAUGCAUCUAAUGUCUAAUCCAUUACAACUGAAGAACAUACCACUGUCAUAUGCUAUGCAGAGUUAUAAUCCAUUAUAAAAUGUAAUGUGGAGUAAGAAUAUGGUGAUUGAGAUAAGAUUCCCGCUCCCUCCUGCCCGCCCUCCCUGCCUCCCUCCCUUAUUUCCCCAUCCACAGAGCUCAUGGGCCUGAUGCGUUGAUCCUGGUUGACGGACAGUCGCUGCAGACCAAUGGGGAGCUGGGCCUGUCUCAGACGCUGCACAUUGCCACUCAGAUCGCCGCGGGGAUGAUGUACCUGGCCUCCCAGCACUUUGUGCACCGUGAUUUAGCCACUCGGAACUGCCUGGUAGGAAACGGCCUGCUGGUGAAGAUUGGUGACUUUGGAAUGUCCAGGGACAUCUACAGCACGGACUACUACCGGGUAAGCACCUAUGUAUGUUGCAUAAUAAAAUAUUUGUUCCAUAUUAUUCAUGUAUUGUAAGUACCUUCAUAAUCAAGCUAAUCUAAGGAUGUCUUUCGGUGACAAACUCAGUGUUUUUGCUUUAGAGAACAGGUGGUGUUUUGACACAGUAGCUGGAUGGUGUAGUGUUCACCCUGCAUUCACCUGCUUUCCUCAUGAUUAUGUGUUAUCUUUUCCUUUAUUGAUGCCUGAACUCUUUACCUUUACUAACGCCAGGAAAUGUACAAGAAAAGUGAUGCAUGCUCAGUAUUCACCCCCUUUGGCAUUUUUCCUAUUAUGUUGCCUUACAACCUAGAAUUAAAAUGUAUUUUUUGGGGGUUUGUAUCAUUUGAUUUACAAAACAUGCCUACCACUUGGAAGAUGCAACACAUUUUUUCAUUGUGAAAAAAACAAGAAAUAAGACAAAAAAAACAGAACUUGAGCGUGCAUAACUAUUCACCCCCCCCCCCCCCCCCCCCCCCCCCCCCCCAAAGUCAAUACUUUGUAGAGCCACCUUUUGCAUCAAUUACAGCUGCAAGUCUCUUGGGGUAUGUCUCUAUAAGCUUGGCACAUCUAGCCACUGGGAUUUUUGCCCAUUCUUCAAGGCAAAACUGCUCCAGCUCCUUCAAGUUGGAUGGGUUCCGCUGGUGUACAGCAAACUUUAAGUCAUACCACAGAUUCUCAAUUGGAUUGAGGUCUGGGCUUUGACUAGGCCAUUCCAAGACAUUUAAAUGUUCCCCUUAAACCACUCGAGUUUUGCUUUAGCAGUAUGCUUAGGGUCAUUGUCAUGCUGGAAGGUGAACCUCCGUCCCAGUCUCAAAUCUCUGGAAGACUGAAACAGGUUUCCCUCAAGAAUUUCCCUGUAUUUAGCACCAUCCAUCAUUCCUUCAAUUCUGACCAGUUUCCAAGUCCCUGCCGAUGAAAAACAUCCCCACAGCAUGAUGCUGCCACCACCAUGCUUCACUGUGGGGAUGAUGUUCUCGGGGUGAUGAGAGGUGUUGGGUUUGCACCAGACAUAGCGUUUUCCUUGAAGGACAAAAAGCUCAAUUUUAGUCUAAUCUAAUCAGAGUACCUUCUUCCAUAUGUUUGGGGAGUCUCCCACAUGCCUUUUGGCGAACACCAAACGUUUUUCUUAUUUUUUUUCUUUAAGCAAUGGCUUUUUUCUGGACACUCUUCCAUAAAGCCCAGCUCUGUUGAGUGUACGGCUUAAUGUGGUCCUAUUGACAGAUACUCCAAUCACCGCUGUGGAGCUUUGCAGCUCCUUCAGGGUUAUCUUUGGUCUCUUUGUUGCCUCUCUGAUUAAUGCUGUCCUUGCCUGGUCCUUGAGUUUUGGUGGGCGGCCCUCUCUUGGCAGGUUUAUUGUGGUGCCAUAUUCUUUCAAUUUUUUUAUAAUGGAUUUAAUGGAGCUCCGUGUGAUGUUCAAAGUUUCUGAUAUUUUUUUAUUACACAACCCUGAUCUGUACUUCUCCACAACUUUGUCCCUGUCCUGUUUGGAGAGCUCCUUUGUCUUCAUGGUGCCGCUUGCUUGGUGGUGCCCCUUGCUUAGUGGUGUUGCAGACUCUGGGGCAUUUCAGAACAGGUGUAUAUAUACUGAGAUCAUGUGACAGAUCAUGUGACACUUAGCUUGCACACAGGUGGACUUUAUUUAACUAAUUAUGUGACUUCUGAAGGUAAUUGGUUGCACCAGAUCUUAUUUAGGGGCUUUAUAGCAAAGGGGGUGAAUACAUAUGCACGCACCACUUUUCCGUUAUUUCUUUUUUAUAAUUUUUUGAUUCAAGUUAUUUUUUUCAUUUCAUUUCACCAAUUUGGACUAUUUUGUGUAUGUCCAUUACAUGAAAUCCAAAUAAAAAUCAAUUUAAAUUACAGGUUGUAAUGCAACAAAAUAUGAAAAAAACGCCAAUGGGGAUGAAUACUUUUGCAAGACACUGUAAUGAUGUCUAUUGGGUCGUUCUACGAAUAGAGUGCCUUUUGUGUCCCUUUGAUAUUUUAUGUAGAAUUUAUCCACCAAUAUUUAAUUUUAAAAGCCUGUUAUAUUAAAGGAAGUGUCCUUUAAUAUAGACAACAUGGAAAAUUCAAUAAUUCAGAUUUUUUAUAUGACUUGCCCAUAGAUAGAUAGUCUAGAAAUGUUUCAACAAUUUCAAUUGUUUUGUGAAGCUUGUAUUCAAUUGACACCAUACACAACAAGCUUCUAUUCCUCCUGUCACAAUUGGAUUUAUGGCUGAUUUAAGAUGAAAAUGUUACAGUCAACCAUGUUACUUUAUUUGGCACAUAGCAGACACUUACUAUAGUCCUUUUUUUAUUUAACCUCUUGAGAAGGGAAAACAUGUUUUUUAUUAAGUUGAAAGUGUGCUCUUUAUGACAGAAUGUUAAAAUUAGGUGAACUUCACCAAGUUACACUACCCAAAAGGUACUCAAUUGGUGUAAUGACCCUAUUAUUAAACAUGUAUCAGGUGUAGGGCAGAACCAUUCUUGCUGUAUUCUUUUGCAUUCUUGUCUUGGAGACACGGUGACCAGACUGAAUAUAGAGCUCUUAUCCAAGUUGAUAAGGGAGUUGCUGAAGCUGUGCUGGCAUCACAAAGGGAUUAUUACUGUGGUACAUCGGAUUUUCACUAGAUACAGUCUGUAAUUGCCAUUGUGGAAAAUAUGUUACAUUUGCAAUAAAUGUAAAAUAGUCCAUUGAGUCGCCUCCCACUUAAUGUAUUCUGCAGGCUACUUUUCCUAAGUGGUACCUCUAAUGGCUGAUUUCACUUUACAACAAGCAGCUCAGUAAAAUACAUGUAUCAAUAAGGUGUCUAGGAGACCAGGAAGUGAUGUAAAUUAAGGCACUGUGCUUGACUUUCACUGUGCAAUUACUGUUCCAACCGCUUCUGCUCUUUACUGCAACAGCUUUCAUGUUGCUUUUCUCCUUUUAGAUACUAACACGAGUAAGUUAUAGUAAGAAAAUAAAAUCAGAGAAAAGUGAUGUGAUCAGAAAGAUUAGUUUUAUUUUCAUCGGCAUACAGGUACAGAUGGUAAUUAGUGGAGUAGCCUGUGAGAGAGAGAUGUCUGAUUCACCAACAGACUACUAACAGGUCUGCUGGACUGCCCCCUAUUGGUAUGUUGGUCUGAAAAUGAACUGUGGGCCUUGGCCAUUUUAGGCCUGGGCAUCUCUGCCAGAACAGACCUGCUGUAUGGUCCACUGACAGAGAGAUAAGAGGUCGUAACUGCAUUGGACACAUUCCCUUUUGUUGAGUGAUUAUAAAUUGGGGCGGCAGCCAGCAACACAUCUCCCUGACACUGCUCACAUAUUGACGUCCGCUCCUCUCCUCUCCUCAAGGAGAACCAAGAAAACUGCCCUCCAGGGAUAUGAUACAGUAAGCAAGAGCACGGUCUGAGCUGGGUUCUCACAGGCAGCAUAUCUGAUAGCCCCCAUCUGUAUAAUGAAAGUGAUGCCUGGGCUCCCCAAUGACAAAUUAGCUGUUGGUUCUCAGUCUGCAGGCAUGUCACUGUGUUUGUGAACUAAGGAGUGGACAAUGAAAACUUGAUAUCACAUCAUAGAGGAAUGCAUUUUGUAUUAUAUUAUAUAAUCAUACAGAAUCAAUUCUGAAUACCUGGUCACUGAAUAACUAACUAUACUGGGUCUGUAAUUACAUUACACCCCCUCAACAGCCACUGUUGGCAAGCUGCAAUGUUAAUCCAACAAUCCAAUGACAUUGUUCCAAGUAAGGAAAGGUAUAUACAGUGAGGGAAAGAAGUAUUUGAUCCCCUGCUGAUUUUGUACGUUUGAUCAUGUCUUUGUCAGUGGGCAGUCUAUAAUUUUAAUGGUAGGUUUAUUUGAACAGUGAGAGACAGAAUAGGGCGGCAGGUAGCUUAGUGGGUAAGAGCGUUGUGCCAGUAACCGAAAGGUCGCUGGUUCUAAUCCCCGAGCCGUCUAGGUGAAAAAUCUGUCGAUGUGCCCUUGAGCAAGGCACUUAACCCUAAUUGCUCCUGUAAGUCGCUCUGGAUAAGAGCGUCUGCUAAAUGACCCAAAAAAAAAAAAAAUGAAUAACAACAAAAAGAUCCAGACAAACGCAUGUCAAAAAUGUUAUACAUUGAUUUUUCAUUUUAAUGAGGGAAAUAAGUAUUUGACCCCUCUGCAAAACAUGACUUAGUACUUGGUGGCAAAACCCUUGUUGGCAAUCACAGAGGUCAGACGUUUCUUGUAGUUGGCCACCAGGUUUGCACAAAUCUCAGGAGGGAUUUUGUCCCACUCCUCUUUGCAGAUCUUCUCCAACACGAACCUUCAGCUCCCUCCACAGAUUUUCUAUGGGAUUAAGGUCUGGAGACUGGCUAGGCCACUCCAGGACCUUAAUGUGCUUCUUCUUGAGCCACUCCUUUGUUGCCUCGGCCGUGUGUUUUGGGUCAUUGUCACGCUGGAAUACCCAUCCACGACCCAUUUUCAAUGCCCUGGCUGAGGGAAGGAGGUUCUCACCCAAGAUUUGACGGUACAUGUCCCCGUCCAUCGUCCCUUUGAUGCAAUGAAGUUGUCCUGUCCCCUUAGCAGAAAAACACCCCCAAAGCAUAAUGUUUCCACCUCCAUGUUUGACGGUGGGGAUGGUGUUCUUGGGGUCAUAGGCAGCAUUCCUCCUCCUCCAAACACAGUGAGUUGAGUUGAUGCCAAAGAGCUCGAAUUUGGUCUCAUCUGACCACAACACUUUCACCCAGUUCUCCUCUGAAUCAUUCAGAUGUUCAUUGGCAAACUUCAGAGGGCCUGUAUAUGUGCUUUCUUGAGCAGGGGGACCUUGCGGGCGCUGCAGGAUUUCAGUCCUUCACGGCGUAGUGUGUUACCAAUUGUUUUCUUGGUGACUAUGGUCCCAGCUGCCUUGAGCUCAUUGACAAGAUCCUCCCGUGUAGUUCUGUGCUGAUUCCUCACCAUUCUCAUAAUCAUUGCAACUCCACGAGGUGAGAUCUUGCAUGGAGCCCCAGGCCGAGGGAGAUUGACAGUUCUUUUGUGUUUCUUCCAUUUGCAAAUAAUCGCACCAACUGUUGUCACCUUCUCACCAAGCUGCUUGGCGAUGGUCUUGUAGCCCAUUCCAGCCUUGUGUAGGUCUACAAUCUUGUCCCUGACAUCCUUGAAGAGUUCUUUGGUCUUGGCCAUGGUGGAGAGUUUGGAAUCUGAAUGAUUGAUUGCUUCUGUGGACAGGUGUCUUUUAUACAGGUAACAAGCUGAGAUUAGGAGCACUCCCUUUAAGAGUGUGCUCCUAAUCUCAGCUCAUUACCUGUAUAAAAGACAUCUGGGAGCCAGAAAUCUUUCUGAUUGAGAGGGGGUCAAAUACUUAUUUCCCUCAUUAAAAUGCAAAUCAAUUUAUAAAAUUUUUGACAUGCGUUUUUCUGGAUUUUUGUUGUUGUUAUUCUGUCUCUCACUGUUCAAAUAAACCUACCAUUAAAAUUAUAGACUGAUCAUUUCUUUGUCAGUGGGCAAACGUACAAAAUCAGCAGGGGAUCAAAUACCUCACUGUAGCAGCUCUGUUAUUAUGUUUAAUCUGCCUUUAGACUAACAACAACAUGGAUGGACAAUAUUGAAAAUGUAUUGACGGUUGCUUCAAUCAAUGCAUAUGUUAUCGUCAGUCUAUGAGUGUACAAAUUAGCAAUAUUUAAAUGUCUCUCUAUAUGCUAAUUCUGCUAUGCUUUGAGAUUGUGGUGGAGUUUUUGUCGUCACCCUGACAGUUUUAAUUUUGCUCCAAGGGAAGCCCACACUCUGAUUUAUAUGCUUCCACGGUCCGCCGUUCAACCCCAGACUGAAUUGAGGGCGGUGCUUGCCAGGGAGAAGCCAUUAAGAUUAAUUGAAAUUCAAUCAAUUCAUUUAAUCUCCCAACACACACAAACACAUAAACAAGUUCACAAAUACUCUGACUACGAGAAGCAGACCCAGUCCCCUAAGACAGACAGAGCUAGCGUAACAAACACAAAUCUGUCUUUCUAUGAAUAUUUCAAAUAUCAUAGCACCGUGGUAAGUUUUCAAAAACGGUAUGUGAAUUUGUAUCAUCCUCCUGUUCUCCUAUCUCUAUGUUGUGGACACCAGCCUGCAUUAUGGAGCGGUGUACCUGCUCAUGUAGUGCUACCAACAUUAGUCUGGUGAGGAACAAUCUGUCCACAUAAAGAAGUCAAUGAAUGGAAAGGGUGUCAGGUCAUUGCAGCAGGGAAACCAAUUCACUUCAGAGACCCUUACAAAUGUAGUAUGAAGGAGAAGUCUUAGGUAAUUCCCCGGGCAUUCCGACAUGUUCCCUGUCAAGUACUGAUUAUGAGGUAGGGCUGGGGUUGAAUCAGGAGAUGUGAUAGUAGGGUAGAGCUAUGGCGAAGGUGAUGUUUCAAGGUAAGACAAUUUAAGUUGAUGUUACAGUGAACAUUAGGGUUGUAGUGUGUGUAUUGUAUGAUAGACAAAUACCCCUUUCCCUAAUAGUCCUGGAAUGCAUUAAAACUCUUAGACCUGCUUUGGCUUCACAUUCUACUAUUGGAUACCCUUUUCUGCACAGUACGGACACACAUUUUAAAUCUGCAUCCCGCUUAUUUAUAAUUAGAUGUGGUUCAUUUAUAUGAUUGAACAUGAAUACAUUUGAUUUUUGAAACAGCCUUUUUUCUCUUUUCAGCUUGGGAGAAGAUCAGUAGAGUGUGGUAGUGGCGUUAGGGUUCCAUAUUCACACAGGCUUUAUGAGACGUGGUCCAGCAGACAUUUUACCAUAAUCUCAUUAAUAAACCUUCAUAAAUCUUAAAAAAGGAGAGCAGGCGUACGAGGAGGAGGAGGAGGAGGAGGAGGAGGGGGAGAAGGAAGGGGUGAGUAUGAUGGAGAUGUAAAACGGAACAACUUAUUAUAAUGUUCAGCAGGCCAAAUUUAACAAAGAUAAACCAACAAUACAUAAUCACCAGAAGGAAACUGACGCUAUAAUAUACUGUUAUUAUCGAUGGCAAACAUGGUAGACUGAUCCUUUAUAGCUACAGUGUCAGUAAUGUGGGAAUGUAAUGUAAUGUUAACUUAUUUGUAUUCACAUGCUCAGUCAAUACCUUGACCCAUAGUUAGUUCAGUGCUAAUGAGUUCUGUAAUUAAUAUGCAGCUACCACUUAAGAGUUGAAAGUAACAAUAAUCAGACAUCCCCUAUUAAAAUGUCACUCUUGUUCAACCCUUCCACGGAUAUGAUUAACACAGUGUAAUUGACAUGAAUAGGAAACAGAUUUAGAAACAAUCCAGUUGAGUUAAAGACAAGGGCACAGAGAAUUAAUGCCUCAUUGUUUUAAUCGAUUAAUAUCUGGCAGUGGGAAUGGGAAGGCUGAGGGGAAGACUUCAUUUAUGUUGCUGCAUGGCUUGAAGCUGUCAAACUUCUUUAAUUGAUCCUUUUUCCUUCCCUCUCUUGGCGCAAUCUUCUCUUCCUCCUCCCAGCUGAGCCUCAUUUGACUCUUCUUCAUCUUCUGUGUUACAGGGCUGUGUAGGUUUCCCUUCUUCUCAAAUAUUUCAUAAGAAAAAUAAAAGUUUAAAAUAAAUGACUGAAUAAAUAAAAUUAACUAGAAAAUACCAUUUUGAUGUUUUCAAAGUGUGUCUGCUGCAUGCCUUUCCGUGAAUAUGUAAUUCAAAAACUUUUUUAUUUACAGUUUCUUUGACAUUUUCUUUUUCAGUUGUUUUAAAUCCAGUUAGCCCAGGUCCAUAACAGGUGUGUGUCUGACGCUCUCUCAGAAGAUUAAAGCGAGGGCCUCUCAGUCGCGGAGCUCUAGAGAGGGGGAGCGUAGAGAUCUGCUCGAGUCGAUAGCAUCGCUUAGAUAGCUCUAUAUCUCUCUCUCUCUCUCUCUCUCUCUCUCUCUCUCUCUCUCUCUCUCUCUCUCUCUCUCUCUCUCUGUGUCUCUAGGUGGGAGGCCACACCAUGCUACCCAUCCGCUGGAUGCCCCCUGAGAGCAUAAUGUAUAGGAAGUUCACCACAGAGAGUGACGUGUGGAGCUUCGGUGUCAUCCUCUGGGAGAUCUUCACCUACGGGAAGCAGCCAUGGUUUCAACUGGCCAACAAUGAGGUACUGUAGCACACCCAUCUUUGUAUUCUGUUCUUUUUCUGCUAAACAGUAAUGAAAAUACGCAACAUAAACACAUGCAAUAAUGUGCAUUCGACAGUUGUUGCCUAGGACAAGACUACCAUCCAACAGUCACAUUUGUACUAACCACAUCAGUGGAUAACCAGGGCCAGUGAUUCAUAGCGCUCUUACUAAUCCCUAGAAUGGUGCAGUGUGAGAGAGGCUAAUUGGCGUAUUCUUAGAGUGGCUUUUGGGCUCAAUAUUGGACCAGAAGAGAAAUCAAUUAAAACAAAGAUGACAAGAGAGCAGCAGCUAAAUUAUAUUAGUGUGAGCUGAGAGUGUUGAAAUGAAAUCACUCCCACUUACACACACACAAGUCUUAUAGCCACCAUAAAUAUACAAGACAAGGGAUGGCAUGUGAGGUGAGCCACAGCCAUUUUACACCAGGCUCUCUAUCUAUAGAACAUAGAAGUAGUGAUGAUGUGCAGACAGCCACUGAAAUUCCUCUCAACCAACCACCAUAAAGACAUCACACUGUUGACAAUGACAGAAGCUAUGAAGGACCAUACUAAUUUGUGAGUUCAAUAGUCCACCAAACCAAUUCCACAAUUUUCUUAAAGGCGUGAUAAUUAAAAUGUCAGAACAACAAUGCCCCAGGUUCUAGCCAAACUUCAGCAUGUACAGUUUGACAGAGCCAUUGUUUAUAUAUUUGCUUGUCCCAUUACAUUGACACCUGAAAAGCAGCAUUAUGAAUCAAUCCUGAACCCAGCCAUAGGUAUAGAAACCAUAACCAGACUCCUAGACAGGUCUCGGCUGGGCUGCAGUCGGGGGGCUGUGGUGACUCACUGACUCAACGAACGCCUGUGGAAAGAGCCUUUAGGCUGCAGUUGUGCAGACAGCGCAUCACGCUGACUACAACACAGCCUCUCAAUGCUCCUAAAAUAGACCCAGAAAUAGACACAGACAGCAGAACAAAGAUACCAUACUCACCUGGAGUUGAUUUGUUUAACCCUACCUUUAAGUGGUCCUAUUUUUAGCUACAAAGGUCUCAUUAUAAUAUGUACCAAUACACACACCUACUAUCCAAUCAAAAUGAGCAGCAAAGCUAUAUAACAUGACAACAUCAACAACAUAACAUAAAACGCACAUGUGUGCUUCACUAGCAUGGCAAUCACAUUAUAAUCUUUGACCUGUUUGACACUGCACAGAGUGGAUGAAUUGGUAAUGAUUGGUCAUGUCGGGUUCCUUUGUGUGUGUGUCUGUGGAUGUGAACCUGAGGCAGUUAUUCUCAUAGCCAUUCAACAGAACACACCGAACAAACACAGAUCAAUACAACUCAUAGAGUCCCAAUUUCCCCCAAUAGCCCAGAGGGAUCACCUGCGAAAUGUCCCCAGAGCCAUAUAUUUCGAGAGUUAGGCCAACUUUAAGAAUUUUGAAUGUUCUUAUUCUAGACAUUCAGUUACAUAGCAUUGUUUAAGUAUUUCCCAUGUAAUGUUAAUGGGGAACGAACCAUAGAAUUAGGAAUUAGAAUACUAAUUAAUUUAAUAGGACCUCUAUGGAGCUAACAUGGUGGCCAUAGAAUGUUGAAGUGUCAUGUAAAUUCAUCAUAAUUCAGAAACUGCAGCGGCCCAACUCUCUAAAUACAGUGGGGGAAAAAAGUAUUUAGUCAGCCACCAAUUGUGCAAGUUCUCCCACUUAAAAAGAUGAGAGAGGCCUGUAAUUUUCAUCAUAGAUACACGUCAACUAUGACAGACAAAUUGAGAUUUUUUUUUCCAGAAAAUCACAUUGUAGGAUUUUUUAUGAAUUUAUUUGCAAAUUAUGGUGGAAAAUAAGUAUUUGGUCACCUACAAACAAGCAAGAUUUCUGGCUCUCACAGACCUGUAACUUCUUCUUUAAGAGGCUCCUCUGUCCUCCACUCGUUACCUGUAUUAAGGGCACCUGUUUGAACUUGUUAUCGGUAUAAAAGACACCUGUCCACAACCUCAAACAGUCACACUCCAAACUACACUAUGGCCAAGACCAAAGAGCUGUCAAAGGACACCAGAAACAAAAUUGUAGACCUGCACCAGGCUGGGAAGACUGAAUCUGCAAUAGGUAAGCAGCUUGGUUUGAAGAAAUCAACUGUGGGAGCAAUUAUUAGGAAAUGGAAGACAUACAAGACCACUGAUAAUCUCCCUCGAUCUGGGGCUCCACGCAAGAUCUCACCCCGUGGGGUCAAAAUGAUCACAAGAACGGUGAACAAAAAUCCCAGAACCACACGGGGGACCUAGUGAAUGACCUGCAGAGAGCUGGGACCAAAGUAACAAAGCCUACCAUCAGUAACACACUACGCCGCCAGGGACUCAAAUCCUGCAGUGCCAGACGUGUCCCCCUGCUUAAGCCAGUACAUGUCCGUCUGAAGUUUGCUAGAGUGCAUUUGGAUGAUCCAGAAGAGGAUUGGGAGAAUGUCAUAUGGUCAGAUGAAACCAAAAUAGAACUUUUUGGUAAAAACUCAACUCGUCGUGUUUGGAGGACAAAGAAUGCUGAGUUGCAUCCAAAGAACACCAUACCUACUGUGAAGCAUGGGGGUGGAAACAUCAUGCUUUGGGGCUGUUUUUCUGCAAAGGGACCAGGACGACUGAUCCGUGUAAAGGAAAGAAUGAAUGGGCCAUGUAUUGUGAGAUUUUGAGUGAAAACCUCCUUCCAUCAGCAAGGGCAUUGAAGAUGAAACGUGGCUGGGUCUUUCAGCAUGACAAUGAUCCCAAACACACCGCCCGGGCAGCGAAGGAGUGGCUUCGUAAGAAGCAUUUCAAGGUCCUGGAGUGGCCUAGCCAGUCUCCAGAUCUCAACCCCAUAGAAAAUCUUUGGAGGGAGUUGAAAGUCUGUGUUGCACAGCGACAGCCCCAAAACAUCACUGCUCUAGAGGAGAUCUGCAUGGAGGAAUGGGCCAAAAUACCAGCAACAGUGUGUGAAAACCUUGUGAAGACUUAGAGAAAACGUUUGACCUGUGUCAUUGCUAACAAAUGGUAUAUAACAAAGUAUUGAGAAACUUUUGUUAUUGAACAAAUACUUAUUUUCCGCCAUAAUUUGCAAAUAAAUUCAUUUAAAAUCCUACAAUGUGAUUUUCUGGAUUUUUUUUCCUCAUUUUGUCUGUCAUAGUUGACGUGUACCUAUGAUGAAAAUUACAGGCCUCUCUCAUCUUUUUAAGUGGGAGAACUUGCACAAUUGGUGGCUGACUAAAUACUUUUUUGCCCCACUGUACAUGGCUCUGCAUUAGGGUUGAAUACCAGGAAACGAGGUUACCGAGAUAUCCCGCCCCAAACCCACUCCCUUUUCCUGGGGUAAAUAACUGAGAAACCGGUAAAUUAUAAUAAAUUAUUUAUAUGAACAGCAUGACGUGAAAUGGAACUGUUAAAUUAAAUGAGAUGUCUAAAUAUGGCUUCUCUAUGGCCUUCUCUCUGCUGUCUGCAUGAUCAAUCAUCAACGCUCAGGGUGGGGACAGACAGCGCAUCUCAGUAGGAGCACAGUUCACAAUGCAUGUAUCAUCUCAUCAUGGUAACUUUUUUUCUUGUGAAAGGUAGGCCUACAUUUGCUGCAGUGUAGCCUAUGCUACAGUAAUAUAAGGACUGAAUGCGCAUCUAAUUUACACAUCUCCAUCUGGCUUUCGGGGCCACCCAAUUUUUCAGUGGACGCUCUCGCAGUCUUUCUCUCUCUCCAUCAAUUCCAUUCAAAUUGCAUCCAAAAUAGAUCAUACUUUUCAUAUAGAUGUCCUAUCCUACCCCUUUCAGGUAAUACAUUCAAUGCAGUAUUAGCAAUAUAUCUAAUGAAUGAUGGGUUGUGCAUGGGCCUAUGUGGCCUCUGUCUCUUGUGCAAUACGCACCUGUGCACCGCUGGCCUUAAAAAAUGCUCCUUAGCUCGUAGAGUCCCACAAAAAGCUAGACUAGAAAAACAUUUCUUAUAGCCUACUAAUAGACAAUUCGAAGAGGGAUGCAAGCUCUUGUUUGCUGAAUGUUAAAUACAGCAGCCAAUAGAACUCACGGGGAGAAGAGAGAAUACGUCAUGGCGGUAGACUAUAUCAGUUAUUUAUUUACACCCGUAACCCAUAACCAUUCAAUCUUCGUGAAGAGAAGUGAAAGCUGUCUGCAUCUUAUUCUAGUCCUACAUUAUUCAAGCAUGUCAUUACAAUGAAGAUAAGGACAACAAAACGUAUUUCAUUUAACUGUUGAAAGCAAGGAAGGAAUGAAGCAACAAUAGAUAGAGAAAGAGGAAGUAGGCUAAUACCCAUGUCGCACAACAUUAGGGGAAAUAUUAUGAAAGAUAGCCUACAUAUGCGUCAGCCUAUUAAUUAUACAAAUGUAAAUUAGGCCCUGUUAUAUUUCCAAAUUCAAUCAAAUUUGCUAGCCUAUAAUUGUAACUUUGUAGGCCACAUGUCCUGCACCAUCUUUGCAUGUUCUCUCUCAGCUUGAUGGUUUGAACGAGGUGCGUAAUUUCAGUCAUAUAAUACAGUAUAAUACAAUACAGUACAGUAAUACAGUUCACCCUCAAAAAGAUUAGCCUACUGGAGCUUGUAUCAUUUAUUUACCCAAGAGAGUAUAUAGCUAGCUACAUCUAUGGCCUUUUAUGUUUUUCUAUCGUAAUGUGCGGUAGCCUAUAUACAGUGGGGAAAAAAAGUAUUUAGUCAGCCACCAAUUGUGCAAGUUCUCCCACUUAAAAAGAUGAGGGAGGCCUGUAAUUUUCAUCAUAGGUACACUUCAACUAUGACAGACAAAUUGAGAAUUUCUUUUCCAGAAAAUCACAUUGUAGGAUUUUUAAUGAAUUUAUUUGCAAAUUAUGGUGGAAAAUAAGUAUUUGGUCACCUACAAACAAGCAAGAUUUCUGGCACUCACAGACCUGUAACUUAUUCUUUAAGAGGCUCCUCUGUCCUCCACUCGUUACCUGUAUUAAUGGCACCUGUUUGAACUUGUUAUCAGUAUAAAAGACACCUGUCCACAACCUCAAACAGUCACACUCCAAACUCCACUAUGGCCAAGACCAAAGAGCUGUCAAAGGACACCAGAAACAAAAUUGUAGACCUGCACCAGGCUGGGAAGACUGAAUCUGCAAUAGGUAAGCAGCUUGGUUUGAAGAAAUCAACUGUGGGAGCAAUUAUUAGGAAAUGGAAGACAUACAAGACCACUGAUAAUCUCCCUCAAUAUGGGGCUCCACGCAAGAUCUCACCCUGUGGGGUCAAAAUGAUCACAAGAACGGUGAGCAAAAAUCCCAGAACCACACGGGGGGACCUAGUGAAUGACCUGCAGAGAGCUGGGACCAAAGUAACAAAGCCUACCAUCAGUAACACACUACGCCGCCAGGGACUCAAAUCAUGCAGUGCCAGACGUGUCCCCCUGCUUAAGCCAGUACAUGUCCAGGCCCGUCUGAAGUUUGCUAGAGUUGCAUUUGGAUGAUCCAGAAGAGGAUUGGGAGAAUGUCAUAUGGUCAGAUGAAACCAAAAUAGAACUUUUUGGUAAAAACUCAACUCGUCGUGUUUGGAGGACAAAGAAUGCUGAGUUGCAUCCAAAGAACACCAUACCUACUGUGAAGCAUGGGGGUGGAAACAUCAUGCUUUGGGGCUGUUUUUCUGCAAAGGGACUAGGACGACUGAUCCGUGUAAAGGAAAGAAUGAAUGGGGCCAUGUAUUGUGAGAUUUUGAGUGAAAACCUCCUUCCAUCAGCAAGGGCAUUGAAGAUGAAACGUGGCUGGGUCUUUCAGCAUGACAAUGAUCCCAAACACACCGCCCGGGCAACGAAGGAGUGGCUUCGUAAGAAGCAUUUCAAGGUCCUGGAGUGGCCUAGCCAGUCUCCAGAUCUCAACCCAUAGAAAAUCUUUGGAGGAAGUUGAAAGUCCGUGUUGCCCAGUGACAGCCCCAAAACAUCACUGCUCUAGAGGAGAUCUGCAUGGAGGAAUGGGCCAAAAUACCAGCAACAGUGUGUGAAAACCUUGUGAAGACUUACAGAAAACGUUUGACCUGUGUCAUUGCCAACAAAGGGUAUAUAACAAAGUAUUGAGAAAGUUUUGUUAUUGACCAAAUGCUUAUUUUCCACCAUAAUUUGCAAAUAAAUUCAUAAAAAAUCAUACAAUGUGAUUUUCUGGAGAAAAAAAAAUCUCAUUUUGUCUGACAUAGUUGACGUGUACCUAUGAUGAAAAUUACAGGCCUCUCUCAUCUUUUUAAGUGGGAGAACUUGCACAAUUGGUGGCUGACUAAAUACUUUUUUCCCCACUGUAUAAUAGGCUACGUAGGCCUAUUGGAUAAUGGCACAAUCAUUUGGGCUUUUUUGGGCUAGGGCUCAUAAAAUGUCUUCAAUGUAUCGCUCGUCAAGCUCAGGUAGCAUCAGGCUUAAAGCUUUAUAUGCUUUAGAAUGACACUUCCGGUUUUGGUGGGAAAUAUUUGGUUACCUGCGAGAAGAGUGAUUUAUUCUUAGGAUGGAACAUUUGUAAAAUACUGAGAAAAUAUUCAACCCUACUCUGCAUGUCCCUAACAGGCAUGUCUGACAAAGGGAUGUUGAAUGCACUACACUGCAGGUUUGUUGGUUUAUGUGUACUGCAAAACCUUUUACUUUGAAACGUGCUUUAUGACCUUGACAUUGCACCCAUAUAAUUACUGCUGUACAAAUAUUGUGGUGCCAUAGCCUCGGGGGUGCUAACAAAGGUGAUUAAGCAAAACCUAAUUCUGCCUCCAAAUGGCUCGUUAUGCUUUUGACAAACAAUAUAAUGCUCAAAAUUGGGUUGUAAUGAGUGACCUCACUCUCUCUCUCACUCUCAUUCUCCUACCCCAGGUCAUCGAGUGUAUUACGCAAGGACGGGUUUUGGAGAGGCCACGAGCUUGUCCCAAGGAGGUGUAUGACAUCAUGUUGGGUUGCUGGCAGAGGGAGCCCCAGCAGAGGCUGAACAUUAAGGACAUCCAGAAAAUCCUCUAUGCCUUGGGCAAAGCCACGCCUGUCUACCUGGACAUCCUGGGC